AUGAACUGGAACGAGACCCGUUCUUUGGGUCUCUUAGUUCUCGGCUGUAUGCUCGAAAGUGGGUCAUCGGAACGAAAUGGAGAGGAUGGAGAUAACUUACCGGAGGCAUCCCAGCGGAGAUGGCGUCGGAGAAUGGCGACGGUGGUCAGUGAGCGGGGAUGUAGCAACCCCAAAGGAAGGAUGUCAGGGAGUGGUGUUAGGUGGCACACAGCGGAAGCUCCCAUGCUCUGCCCCUCGGUUUUGUCCGGCGAGAUUAACGAGAGAGGGGCGAAGAAGAUGGCAGAUGGUGGGAGGGGUGGAAUUCCGACAGCAGCAACAACGUUGAGUGAUGAAGUGGGCGUCAGCGAUGGGUGGCAGUCGAUUGUAGUCGACGAGUUUGCCCGUUUUCUCCUUUGUUUCGAGCGGAUUCCGGCGAGAGGGAGAGGUUGUAAGAGGCGGACUACAAUGGGGUGGUGUUGGGAUGAUUUCUGA
Lactuca saligna is the source of this 471-nucleotide messenger RNA. NCBI's taxonomy places the organism in Eukaryota, Viridiplantae, Streptophyta, Magnoliopsida, Asterales, Asteraceae. The record is from the annotation of a GenBank genome assembly.